AUGAAGUUCACCUUUGCUUUCGCUUCCCUCCUCGCCCUUGUGUCCGCUGCCCCUGCCCCUGGCGAGGCCAGCACCGAUGCUUGCCUCCUGAAGCGUGCCGAUGGCAACUUUGUCGUGGAACGAGGCGGCUGCGGAUACUACGGAAAGCGAUCUGAGGCCAGCACCGAUGCCUGCCUUCUCAAGCGUGCCGUCGAUGGAACCUACAGCCUUGAGGCUCGAGGUGGUGGCUGUGGAUACUACGGAAAGCGAUCUGAUGCCAGCACCGAUGCUUGCCUUCUCCGACGUGAGGCUGAUGGCAAAUACACCGUUGAGGAGAGAGGCGGUGGCUGCGGAUACUACGGAAAGCGCUCUGAGGCCAGCACCGAUGCCUGCCUCCUGAAGCGAGAGGCUGAUGGCAAAAUGUGCAUCAUGACUAUUUGA
This is a messenger RNA of Trichoderma virens Gv29-8, 420 nucleotides long. RefSeq lists its product as uncharacterized. Bases 1 to 420 code for a protein of 139 amino acids. The record is from RefSeq and is a predicted model, not a curated record. The transcript is spliced from 2 exons. Lineage: Eukaryota; Fungi; Ascomycota; Sordariomycetes; Hypocreales; Hypocreaceae.